AUGUUAAUUUCAUUACAAAUUUCAAAAAUGCUCAAACUGGUCUUUUUGUCCAUUAUUUCAACCUUCCUAGGUGUGUACUGUCAUAACGUAUUGACUUGUUCUCAGCCUCUAAGGCCUGGGCUUUCACAAUCUAUUUUAUAUAGCCGAAGAAUUGUAGGAGAAAUAUCACCUGGAGAACUUGACCGAGUUUUGAAUACAGUUCCUCCUCUAGAUCACGUCAUUUUAUUCUACAUUAACUUAAAUCAAGAUUGCAGGAAUUUUUUCCCUUUAUAUUCUCAGCUAUAUCAUGAUUUACUAAGUGAGGGCUGGAAGGUUAAGUUUGUCAAGUUUAACUGUCAGGGUGUGGACCGCCGUCUUAAAAUGUGCAGGGAUUACAACAUUAACGUUGUACCCACCAUCGCAUACGUUUCAAGUUAUCCCCUUCAGAGGUGGAAUAUCCCCCCAAAAUCCUAUUUAAGAAGGUUACUCAGACUAUUAUUCCACGAUAACCACUCUGAUAUCUUACUACAAAAUGCUACCAAGUCUCCAUUAUUUAUUUUACACACUAGAGUAUUUAUAUUAUUUACGUAUAUUUUCUGGUAUAAACUUAAAAUAUAUGUUUGUUAUAGGUAUAAAGGAGAUAUAUUUGCCUAUGAUCAGUUGAGGGAUUGGGUGUUGUUGAUGUAUAACAUUUCGUCAUUGAAUCGGAAAAUUGGAACACCUGAAAGUCUCGUCAACUUCCUCAAAGAAACUUUGAAUAGUUUCAUUACAUUCUUUAAAAAAUGA
Theileria annulata is the source of this 765-nucleotide messenger RNA. RefSeq lists its product as uncharacterized. The transcript has 4 exons. The coding region runs from base 1 to 765 and encodes 254 amino acids. The record is from RefSeq and is a predicted model, not a curated record. NCBI's taxonomy places the organism in Eukaryota, Apicomplexa, Aconoidasida, Piroplasmida, Theileriidae.